AGCAAUUACUCACUACAAAAAUUCUCUUUCAAAUAGAGAGAGAGCAAAGUACAAGAGGGUCCGGGAGCUCUAGAUUCCGUCUCUAGGGUUUUAGAGCCCUGCUUCCGUUCUCGUGCCGAUUCUCACAACCCUAGAAUCUAUUUGUUUCAAGGUUUCACUGGAUAGCGACAAUGUCUAGGGUUUAUGUUGGGAAUUUGGAUCCCCGAGUGACUGAGAGGGAUCUUGAAGAUGAGUUUCGUAUGUUCGGUGUUCUUCGAAGUGUCUGGGUUGCUCGAAGACCACCAGGAUAUGCAUUUCUUGAGUUUGAUGAUCGCAGGGAUGCUCUUGAUGCGAUUCAAUCAUUGGAUGGGAAAAAUGGUUGGCGUGUAGAGCUUUCUCACAAUUCUAAGGGUGGUGGAGGUCGUGGUGGCGGUGGUGAUGGACGGGGUCGUGGUGGUGGGGAGGAUUUGAAGUGUUAUGAGUGUGGUGAACCUGGUCAUUUUGCUCGAGAAUGUCGCUUGCGCAUUGGCUCACGAGGUUUGGGAAGUGGACGGCGUCGGAGCCCUAGCCCUCUUCGACGCCGGAGUAGUCCAAGCUAUGGGUAUGGACGCAGUCCCCGUGGGAGAAGAUCUCCACGACGCCGGAGUGUAACACCUCCUCAACGUGGUCGCAGCUACAGCAGGUCCCCUCCAUAUCGCCGUGCCCGCCAUGAUUCACCUUAUGCUAAUGGUGACUAAGGGCAGGUGGUAUGUGAACUGAAGCCAAGGUUGAAAUGAGAUUAAAGUGCCAUCUCUGCUUUGCUGUAGUUCUAAUAGAUUUGCUUGAACGAACAAGAAUCAUGUUAGUUAUAUUCAUGUGAUGACAAUGGAUAUUGUUAGACACUUGGGUAUAGAUAGCAUCUACAAAGUGUUUUAGCCACCAAAAGGGGUGAUUUGGACACCGUUUUGCGUCGGCUCUCUCUUCAGCUGACUGAAACUUGGAGGUCUCUUUCCUACUUUAAAUUGCUACUUUUACCUUUUAUAUAUUUUUAUCUCAAACUUUGGUUACUUAGAUCUAUUGUGUUAGAGAUUCCUAAAAGGUUUACAUGUUUUGUUUUGAGGUGUAUUUUUCGGCUUAUACGGCAUCGUUUCGCUACAUACUGCAUGUUUGUGCACAUGGUUCCCAUCUCUGCCUCUGCACCAGUCAUCUAGUCGUCAUUGCUCCUGCAUCUUGGUUGUGUGCGCUACCUUUUUAGUGUACUCUCUGCAACAAAGCUGUUAACCUAGUUAACCUUUUUGUUAGCUGGUUCAUGAAGAUGAAGCUGUUAAUUGCUCUCCCUCUCUCAGCUUCUCUGCACCACAUAUGACAUAUCUACUCGUCUGCAUCUUGUUCAGCAUCUGUUAUGUAAUGAAAACUUAUUCAGAAACUUGGUUGCCUACGACCCUUUUUGAUGAUCUUGUCUGCAACAAAGCUUCUGCACUAGUUAACACCUUUGCGUCUCUAAUGGCUGGUUGAAGAA
This is a messenger RNA of Juglans microcarpa x Juglans regia, 1477 nucleotides long. Its product is annotated as serine/arginine-rich splicing factor RSZ21. Bases 171 to 716 code for a protein of 181 amino acids. The transcript is spliced from 6 exons. The record is from RefSeq and is a predicted model, not a curated record. Gene Ontology annotation, molecular function: RNA binding; zinc ion binding. Gene Ontology annotation, biological process: mRNA splicing, via spliceosome. Gene Ontology annotation, cellular component: nuclear speck. NCBI's taxonomy places the organism in Eukaryota, Viridiplantae, Streptophyta, Magnoliopsida, Fagales, Juglandaceae.